Messenger RNA from Tachysurus fulvidraco (yellow catfish), 2190 nucleotides. Its product is annotated as SLAM family member 8-like. The transcript has 5 exons. The record is from RefSeq and is a predicted model, not a curated record. Bases 894 to 1673 code for a protein of 259 amino acids. NCBI's taxonomy places the organism in Eukaryota, Metazoa, Chordata, Actinopteri, Siluriformes, Bagridae.
CAUUGUACACAUCAUGACAUCAGUACUUACAACCUACAAAUUAGUCAAAUGGAAUAAAACUGAUCCUAAUCAGUUAAAAUAUUUAGUAAGAACAUAAAUGCCCUUUAUACAUAUAUAGCUUCUAUUGUUUUUGAAGCAGUGUGUGUGAAGCCUUGUGGUCACCAGUGCAGCAUUCACUCACUGCACAAAGACCCCUGCAGCUCUAAAAAGGAAGUGAGGCAUUGCACUGACUUCGGGUCAGUUUCAAGAGCUUAACUUCCCCUUCACCAGCAUUAUCAGAGAAAACAGCAGGACUGCUUUCAGAUCAGGACCAUUUCAGCCAACACGAAACAGUUAUACCUCCAUAUGUAUAAAUUUGACCACAUUUCUCCUCAUCUGCUCGCUUAUUAUCUGGAGCUGAUGUGAGUUACUGGCAUUCAGACAGGAAGCAAAGAAGGAUGUAGACGUCUUGUAAAAGAUGCCUGGAAUUUUACACAACUUAUUAGAAUGCACCAAUCAGGGCCUAAGUAUUAAAAGUGAUGACAUAUACAUAAAACAGUAUUUGUAAAAUAUAUUUAUUACACAACAAACAUGUUCUUUUGUCAGCGCACUUUGGCUUUAACCACUUUAUUAAGCUGUGCGUGUUUUAGCAGAACCACAGUGAGUGUCCGUGACACAGUUCUUAAGAGGUGAGAAAGCCGCUAACCAUUAUUAGACAGUAUACUGCGUGUGAAAAGGACAUUAUAUACAACACUGUAGUUGCUUUUUUGCCUUUACUGCCACCCACAGCAAGCAUUUAGAUAUUGAGGGCAAACCCUCAGUGAGAGAGGAAGUGUUAUUGAUGUCUUGGACUUCCAUUAGCUUUGAGUCAACAGUGUGAGCCGAGCUGCUGUAAGACUUUAACUAACACAGCUAUGGCAGACUUUCAUGGAUAUCAUGUUUCCAUCUUUGGGGCACUAAUGCUUGGGAUUCUUCAGGGUCUGUGUGUUUUAGCUGAUACACACACAGAGAAGGUGCUUAAAACUGGGAGCUCCCUGGAUCUAACAGUGACAUAUCCAAAUAAUUCAAUUGUUUCUUGGGAAUUUAAUGGUAAAAAGUUUGCUGAGUACUCUCUAAGCCGUAAAUGCUCUGUUAGAGGAGAUCAAUUUAUCGGAAGAUCAAAAUGUGCUCGUGAUGUUAUCGGAGUAACGCUACAAGAUCUCCAACCCCAAGACUCUGGAACAUUCUCCAUUGUUGCAUUUACAUCUGAAACACAGUAUCCCACACAGAGCAUUAAAAUUUCUAUUCAAAACCCCAUAAGAGCUGUGCAGAUUGAAAAGACUCAGAGGUGGCUGUCACCCACAAACAGCUGUGAUGUUGAUGUGAAGUGUGCAGCACUUGGAGAUGAGAAUGUUUCCUACCAGUGGAGCGGCUACAAGACUGCGAGUGAAGCUCACCUGCAGUUUAGGCUCUCACCAGCAGAAGGAGCUGUUACACUGAACUGUACUGCAACUAACAAAGUCAGCUCCAGUUUUGCUACAGAGACACUGAACUGUAGCUCUGAAACAGACGUUUCACUGCCAGUCCUCAAACUGAUCAGUAGUCUUGUAGCGGCCUCUCCAUAUCUGCUGGUGACCAUCAUUCUGGCUGUAAAAUGCUAUACAGCUCGGGGUCACCAUAACAGUCUGAAUGCUGUUGCUGUAAUUGAGGAGUAAAUGCUUCACAACUUUACAAUUUACUGAAGUAACAAAACAUGUUUCUGCUUAAAUAUUCUUAUUUUUUGUCAUUUUUGUAUGGAAUAUUUGCAUUUAUAUUCAUCUCAGGACCACAGUAUAUUUUACUUUUAUAAUUGCACUUUUCUGGAACAGUCCAGCUGUGUCUCCAUGUCCUUCAGAGAACAUCCUGAGAGCAAACCUUAAUUACCAUUAAUCCAUUAAUCUUCUCAAUAUUCUACCUAUUGAGCAUCUGACUAUAGGACCUGGAUACAGGGAGCAUUGCCAACCAAGGAUAAAUAUUUGUUUUACAUAUUUAUAUAUUUAAUUUUACAAAUACCACUGGAAUAAAUAGAAAAUGUCCAAUGUUUUUGUUUUCUUUGCUUUUUGACAACUGUUCUCUGUGCUAGUUUCUCAGCCUUGUCAGUCCAGUGAUAAUAUAACUAAAAUGUAUAAAAGAAUAGUAUAGGCAUCACAAUAUUCCAUGCAGUUUGUUAAUCUUCCAUUUUAACAUAAGACA